GAGUGGAUGGGGUGUGACGUACGGGGCAAUCAGGGCUGCGGGGACGAGAGCUCAGUCCACAUUUCACGGCGGUCCGUCAACACCGGACACCACUAGAGAGGGUCUGAAUACGGGUUGUUAUUCCUCUGAACCUCCCCGUGAAUCAAAGAGGAAACCCCGGGGAGCAGCUCGGAGCGGACCGGGAGGACUUCAUGGAAACGCUAUGUAGCUGGAAAUACGGCGGCGGGACUUGAUCGUAGUUUCACUCGAGAGGAGGCGAAGAAAGUGAGCUGUGGAUAAACAUGCUCACCCCGGUGCUGGCCUCUCUGCUGCCUCUGCUACUCUUAUUUCGGAUAUCUUUCUGCCAGUAUUCAAGCGACCAGUGCAGCUGGAAGGGGAGGUGAGGUUUACCAUCAUGUUUACUAAAUUUUAGGUUAAAAAAGUUUGUUUAAAAUACCUGUUAAAAGGAAAGUAGGUGAGCUGACCGAAACUACAGGCGGUGGAGACGAGAAAUGAAAGCGGGCUUUAUACUAAAACAAAAUAUCAUACUUAUCAUGUAUUUUUAUUUUACUGUUUGCUAUGCAAAAUGAAAAGGAAGUACAAUACCAUUAUAAACUCUGAGUUUGGUCUUAAAACUGCACUUUUGAGUAUAAAAUUAUCACUUUUUGCAACCCAUCCACCAAUCAGAUGAUGUUUUAUUCUAAGGGUUAACAUCCUCAACUAUUAAAUAUGAAUAUAAUCUACACUUAAUGUAUAUUUUUUUCAGGAUUUUUUAAGUGUUUAUGCUGAAUCUGUUAAAAAAUUGAUCCUAAAUCCUCUUGAAAAUUUCACCUUCCAUCAAACAUCUGCUUGAAUGUGUUUUGCACUUGAGAAGCUGCGCCUCAAAUAGUGCGGGUUUUGUUUUUCAUCCUCCACUAAGUCAGCAGUGGAAGACCUUCUACUUGAGUACUCUGAGCUCUCCACCAAUAAUCUGUUGCUCAUUAGUCAGAUUGUUGACUAAUCUGCUGUAAUUGCAUGCAGAAGUGAUGGAGUUAAGGAGGACUUAAUUAGAGGCGUGCUGAGGGGAGCCUGGUUAUGAGGCUUCGGCUACAUAUGCUCAGCAUGUGCAUGGGUUACUUUAGAUCUUUUGGUGAAUUUAAAUUUCAGCAUCUCAUUUUCAGGAAACUGGGCGUUUCUCCUCCCCGGAGUCAAACCACUAGUUUGGCAUGGUGCGCACUGGUAGACUGCUGAUGGCUUCCUGCCUCUGGCUUUGCCACAGAAUGACUGACGGACUGUAGUUUUUUUCAAACCCUGACCAGGCAUUAAGUUCUGGAGGGAGUCAUUUGGUCACGCUGGCGCCACAGUCCGAAGUGCUGCCCGGACAAGUCUCUUCCAGUCUCUUUGGUGGCUUGAAAGCGAGGGGAGGUUCGGUGCGUGACCUGCAUUUGCACUUGCAUGCAGCAGGCCCGGCUACUGUUGCUGCCGUUGUCUGCCCAGAAGCCCCUGUGUCCCUCCAUUCAUCCAUUCCUGCUUCCAAAGUCUUCCCAAAGGCAGACUGCCAGUGGUGCAUUUUGCCAAAGCGCAGGGAGGAACAAUGUGGAAUGGGUGGGUGGAUGGAGGGGAGACGGGAGUGUGUGUUGGAGCUGAGGUCAUUUUGGCUGCUCCGGCUCGUGACUGGUCAUGCAGCCAGUCUUGCGCACAGACGGCUCUUAAUGCCUGAGGAGGAAUGUGGUCUAAUAUCCUCAGAGUUUGCCAGAGGUCUUCCCCUUUGGUCAGUUAACUGGGACUAUAAAUGAACACAAAACUGUGAAAAGUAGACUGAAUAAUCCCAAAAAGGUUCAGCAUGAGUUAACAAGGCGAGUUUCACAUUCUUGUGUUUCUGCACACAACAACUCUUGACAUCUUCCUUUCUUUCCACUCAGCGGUCUGACCCACGAAGGCCACGCAAGGGACGUGGAGCAGGUCUACCUUCGCUGCUCCCAGGGCUCACUGGAGUGGCUCUACCCCACGGGGGCCAUCAUCGUCAACCUCCGACCCAACACGGUCUCGCCGGCAGCUGCCCGCCUUUCUGUGUGCAUCAAACCCUCCUCAGACUCGAGAGGAACCAAUAUUUACCUGGACCGCAAUGGCAAGCUGCGACUACUGCUGCGUGAACAGGACCAAGUGCAGGGGAAGGUGCUGUGCUUCAGUAUCCAAGAGGGGGCGCUCUUUAUUGAGGCCGUUCCACACAUGGACAUCAGCAGGAGGAUCACGGCCUUCCAGUACGAGCUGGUCAGCGAAAGAGUGGGAUUGGAGGCUCAAUCAAUGAGCGGUAAGACACAGACGUAUUAUUGACGAACUGUAUCUAACAAUUCCUUCCUAUCUUUUCCUAACCUGCCUGACCUUCCGCUCAGGUCUGCAGACUUGCUUUUGGUUUCCUCCCUCAAGGACUGGCUGUCUUUGUGCUGUGUCCCUGUGGUGUGCGCUCUGCACUAAAUGCAGCCAUCUACUGGUGGAAACUUUAAUUAAGUUGGACUGCAAUGGAAGGAAACUCAACAUUUGCUCCAGAAAACUGCAGAAAUUAAGCCAAAGUGCAUUUCUCUGGUUGCAUUGUCUGUACAUUUUGGUUUUGGGGGGGAAAUUUCCUGUCAAACUCUUCUUGUUAAAAUAGACAAAAAUUAAGGAAAUCUAAAUCCUUUAAGUCUUUAUGGUCCCUGUGGAAUGUUUUUUAAGGAUAAAAUGUUCGUAUUUAAGCUCAACUUUCCACAUUUGAUCUUACUUUUCACUAAGCUGUAAUUGUUUAUUUAUUUCUUUUCGUUGGACGGCUUGUGUGUGAAGGGGCACGGCCAAACACGAGAGGGCCUCGGUUGAAAAACAAGCCGUCUGUUUUCACGCUGCGUACCUGCCAAACCUGCACAGUUUCAAGCUGCGUAACUGUACAAGCAACUGUGUUUUUUUUCCCACCUAAAGCAAAAUAUGAGCGGUAUCAGGUCCACAUCUGUUUUUACGGCUCUCUCGGUUCACAUUUCCACAUCCUGCGUCAUUAUCUGGCACAACAGAGAGAAAGAGAGAGAGAGAGUUAAAAGAAGAGUGAGCGUGGACUUGUUUUGACCACAUUAGCGUGCUCGGCUCUGCUCCCUAGUAUAAUCUGCGUCUGUGAUGUGGCCUGAGAUAGCACUGGGAUGAUUCACAAAGACACUGCUCUCGUGUCGUCUGAAGCUCCGCGCUCUUGGAUUGAUUGCUACUUUGCUUCUUCUAAUCUUCUCUCUUCCUCCUUUCAUCCUUUUUCUCCCCUCGCUCUUCCUCCUCUCUGACCCGCUGUGCUGGGAUUGAGUUGCUCACCGUCAAACUGGAAUGCGUCUCCAACCAGAUGUUGGGAGGACCUUCUCGCAGCAUAUAGGCUUAUUUUUCCCCCCACUCCCUCGCCGUGCCUUUCAGCUCACUUAAAUUAUACACCUCUUUCUUCCUCUCUGUCUCAGUGUUUCCUACCUCUUAAUUUCUCCCUCGCCUAUUUAUCUUUCUAGUAUUUUCCUUUUUCAUUCCUCUCCCCUUCAUAUAUCUUCCCCCCUCUCUUCCUGGCCCGUUUGAAGUGGGUUCGGUCUGUGCAGAGCUGCAUUAGCGAGUUGUGCUCCAUUACAGAGGAAUGCAUCAGAGCCCAGAUGUCGCAGGGACGCUGUACCGUGCCCCUCCUAGUUUACCCCGCAUCCCAUCCCUCAUCCUUCCCCCCGCCCCUGUGAAGUGGUUCUGAUCAGAGCGGGGCGCUGCAUGUGCGCAAGCCAUAGAGAGAUGCUGACUCGGCUCUUAGCCCAUUCCUGUGGUUCUUUUUCAUGUCUGACAUGUGAGCCCUGCUCCGCGCCGGAGCAAAGAAAAUCCAGCCCCGCUCUGUCUGAUGCUAUGGCAGCACAGAGGCUCACUUCAAAGGGACUUUUGCGCUCCGCUUCGGGCCGUGGGCGAGGUCGGCCGCUCUGAAGUCUCUCUACUCUCCAGCUGUUCUUAAGCCGUCCGAGCUCGUGGCUCUUUGACCUCUGAUCUCCACGGUGAUGCGGUAGCGCCUCGUGUUGCUACACAAGCUGACCUGAGACAUGCUCACUCCUCACCCUUUGACACCCGGCUUUAGGCAAACCAGCUAAAAACAAAAAAAACUCCUCCUCUGUUGAUGAUCUUGCACUGAAACAACAUACUUUUUAAUCUUGUGUUGCUUUCAGCUCACCAGUUCCCCCUGACUUAACAUUUUCUUCUAAUUUUAUUGGUUGCUGCUCCACUUACCACCCGCUGCUGACUCGACACCCCUCCCUCCGCCUUCUCCACCUGCCCCCUGUGUGCCACUCUGCCUCUUAAGAAAACCACAGCAGAUCUAAGGCUAAUAAAGGCGUUCUGGUCUGGCCAGCCGCAGGACCACCUGAGUCAACUAAUCAUCGACUUGACUGCUCUCAUUUAGGGCCCUUUCUCCUGCUGUAAAACAGUGUGGAGGCAGCAGGCCGAGCUGCAGUCAGAAGUGAACGAUAGCCUGGAGUGGGCAAUUAAACUACCAGCUAUUUCACUUUUUUUUACACUCAAUUAUUUGCCCUCAGGUUGUGAUCUUAUACUUCAAACAAAGAGAGAUUACUUAGAGGGUUGUUGUGUUGUUGUUUUGUUCCCUUCUAGAUGUCAUAGUUUCGGUCCCUUCAGGCCUGUUGAAAGUGCAACCAGAGCUCAGGUCAGAGAUUUGGCCUCUCCUCUUGUUUGUGCUCCUUUUUAUCCUUUUCAUCUGGUCCUCGUUUGUCAUGGGGUGUCAUGGGGUUCCUCUCGUGGCAGGGAAUCCGACCAAACAACCCUCCGUGACAUUUCGCACUCAACAGAAUUUUAAAAAUAAGAGGUGACUGGAUUCGCCAGCAGCAACAGCGCACGCCCGGCAGCUCUGUUUGGUGUUAAAAGCCCGAGUUCAUGACAGCUGAAUCGUGCAGCCGGCUUUGUAAAUAAAUAAUCAUCUGUGGGGAGGGAAAUUACUGUGACCCCAAAUGGGAUUGUGUGCGUCUGUGUGUGGCUGGUUCUACCACAGUAUUCUAUUUGUGUUGGAGGCACUUAACCAAAAGUUGUGGAGUCGUCGACACGAUAUUUAGGCAUUUUGGUGCAAGAGAAAUUUUGGAUUAAUUGCAGUACUUCACCAAAUUCUGGCUCCAAACUUACCCACUCUCUUUUUUUCUCUCCACACAGCACCCUGUCAGCCCUGCAGUGACGCUGAAAUGCUUCUAGCGGUCUGCACCAAUGACUUUGGUAAGUUUGAUGUGUAGAAACAUGGUUGAAAGUACAAAUCUGUGCAGCCUGAAGACUUAUCUGACUCCUGUCUCUGCUUGGUGUUUUCAGUCGCACGGGGCAGCAUCAUGAAGGUGGAGCAGGAGGAGGAGCACUCGUCAGUCACUGUGGAUAUCAGCCGCCUCUACAGACAGAAGACCCGGGUCUUUGUAUCUGGGGGUGUGAGGGUACGGAGGUGGACUGGACGCAUCAAGAUGCCACCCCAGUGUGGGGUGAAGUCCGGGGACGGGGAAUUCCUCUUUACGGGGACGGUUAGGUUCGGGGAGGCCUGGAUGGGCUGCGCUCCUCGCUACAAAGACUUUGUGCGGCUGUAUCACGAGGCGCAGCAGCGGGGGACGAAUCCCUGCCAGGUGGACACUGACUGAAUGUGUUACUGUGGAAACUGGAUGAGUCCUCUAGAAGGGUUCAACUAAGUUCUGAUGCUAAAGAGGAGGAGACUGAGAGACUGGCCUGGUGGCAGACACAGUCUCUCUCUUGCUGUGGAGACAAAAAAAAAAAAUGGAGCGCCUGGAUGUUGCCAAGCAGCACGCUGGAUCGACUCUGCUUUUUUUUAAAGUCAAAGAUGAUGCAACGAGGAAUGUGCUCGGACUGCCGGUCCUGCAGACGUGGAACUCCAAGGUUUUAAAUGUAGCAACAAAAAAAGAAAACCCUCUCUGAUUUUUAAUGUGUAUAAAAUUUGAAUGAACGUUGUAUAUUUUGAAACUCUUUGCGCUUUGUAAAAACAAAAAACAGCUCGAUGUACAGUUCUGAAGAUAUUUCUUAUGACGGAAAUGUAUAAUGUGAAAGCCUUUUAUUUUUAUUUUGUUUAAAAAAAAAAAAAGAACCACAAUUGAAUGCCUGGAGUCGUGAGUGUUUUUUAGGCUUUACAGUUGUUUUUUUUUAAAAAUCAAACCAAAAAAAUGAUUUUUUUUUUUUUGCCCUUGAGAAUAAAAGCGUUUAUUCUGUGACAAAGUGUCCAUGUCUGUUGUUUAAAAAAAAUAAAUGUUAAAUCCAAAAGCCAA
This is a messenger RNA of Xyrichtys novacula (pearly razorfish), 6230 nucleotides long. The record is from the annotation of a GenBank genome assembly. Lineage: Eukaryota; Metazoa; Chordata; Actinopteri; Labriformes; Labridae.